CACCAUUCCAUGUCCCUCUCCACACUCCACAUUUUCCAUCUCCCUUUUUUGACUAACCAUUAACUAUCAUAAAUAUCCCCCACAUUAUAACUCUUCUUAUUCACUUACCAACCUUCACAUCAAAACAAUGGCGGUUGAUGUCUGCAUUGAAAUCUCCAGCCCUAGAAUCUCCUUCUCCUACGAUCUCAACGAAUUCGACCUCGUCCCCGUCGAAUCGCACAAUCAUCUUCAUCUGAAUCCAACAAUCGACUUCGAUUCAUACCUCGCCCAAAACCUCCAAAUCUCCUCCGCCGACGAGCUCUUCGCCAACGGAAAAAUCCUCCCCGUCCAGAUCAAAACCACCGCUCCGCCAAAUCAAAUCGAAAAUAUCGAUUGCAAUACCAACCAAAACACGAAGAAGAAGCGGCUGGUCGAGUUCCUCUCCGCCGACGAAGACGAGGAAGAGGGGAAGCCGAUCGCCAAAUCGUUCUGGCAAUUCCGCCGCAGCAGCAGCGUCAACUCCGAUCGCGGCGGCCUGCUUCGAUCGCUGCAGUUUCUGACGCGGAGCAACUCCACGGGAUCCGUUCGGAAUCCGAAGCCGUCGGGAUUGGCGAAAGUGAUGCGGAAGCAGAAUUCGCUGCGGGAAGCGCCGAUUAAUCGGCGGACCUCGGCGGCGGCGGGGCUCAAUCAAUACUACCAUUACAAUAAGCCAUCGUUGGGGAAGAGCAGCAGCAGCAGAUCGUACGGCAAUGGAGUUCGGAUUACUCCUGUUUUGAACAUUGCCCCAAAUUAUACUGUAAGUUUAUUCAGAAUCGGCUCUCUUUUUUGCAGUAAAAAAUCAAAGAAGAAGAGAAAAUGAUGAUAUAAUUUUAUUUUAUUUUAUUUUUCCUUUUUUUAAAUUUUGAAAUUUUACGGAUGAAAGUUUUGCUUUGAAAUGUACAUAUUUCUUGUAAUUGAAUUAUUGUAUAUCCACUUAUCUGGACAUUAUGGGCUUCCACAGUCACAUGUAAAGAAUUAUUCACUCGUUA
Molecule: messenger RNA, 1007 nt
Organism: Salvia splendens (bonfire salvia)
Lineage: Eukaryota; Viridiplantae; Streptophyta; Magnoliopsida; Lamiales; Lamiaceae
Exons: 1
Coding region: 128-838 (236 amino acids)
Source: RefSeq, a predicted model, not a curated record